CAGCUGCGGCGCGUGACGCGGGGCGCGCGGCUCCGUCGGCUACCGCGGGCGGGCGCAGGCGACGGGCACGGCGGGCGAGCGGGCGGUAUGGCGGCGGCGGGGCCCGCGGCGGGGCCGACGGGGCCCGAGCCCAUGCCGAGCUACGCGCAGCUAGUGCAGCGCGGCUGGGGCAGCGCGCUGGCGGCGGCGCAGGGCUGCACGGACUGCGGCUGGGGGCUGGCGCGUCGCGGCCUGGCUGAGCACGCGCACCUGGCGCCGCCCGAGCUGCUGCUGCUGGCGCUCGGCGCGCUGGGCUGGACCGCGCUGCGCUCCGCGGCCACUGCGCGCCUCUUUCGGCCCCUGGCGAAGCGGUGCUGCCUCCAGCCCAGAGAUGCCGCCAAGAUGCCCGAGAGCGCUUGGAAGUUUCUCUUCUACCUGGGCAGCUGGAGCUACAGUGCCUACCUGCUGUUUGGCACCGACUACCCCUUCUUCCAUGACCCACCAUCUGUCUUCUACGACUGGACGCCGGGCAUGGCAGUGCCACGGGACAUUGCAGCCGCCUACCUGCUCCAGGGAAGCUUCUAUGGCCACUCCAUCUACGCUACGCUAUACAUGGACACCUGGCGCAAGGACUCGGUGGUCAUGCUGCUCCACCACGUGGUCACUCUCAUCCUCAUCGUCUCCUCCUACGCCUUCCGGUACCAUAAUGUGGGCAUCCUUGUGCUCUUCCUGCACGAUAUCAGUGACGUGCAGCUUGAGUUCACCAAGCUCAACAUUUACUUCAAGUCCCGCGGCGGCUCCUACCAUCGGCUGCAUGCCUUGGCAGCAGACUUGGGCUGCCUCAGCUUCGGCUUCAGCUGGUUCUGGUUCCGCCUCUACUGGUUCCCGCUCAAGGUCCUGUAUGCCACCAGUCACUGCAGUCUGCGCACGGUGCCUGACAUCCCCUUCUACUUCUUCUUCAAUGCGCUCCUGCUGCUGCUCACCCUUAUGAACCUCUACUGGUUCCUGUACAUCGUGGCGUUUGCAGCCAAGGUGUUGACAGGCCAGGUGCACGAGCUGAAGGACCUGCGGGAGUAUGACACAGCCGAGGCCCAGAGCCUGAAGCCCAGCAAAGCCGAGAAGCCACUGAGGAACGGCCUGGUGAAGGACAAGCGCUUCUGAACCCCUCGGCCCCGCCCCCGUGGACCCGGCCCCACCCCGAAUACCCCGGCCACGCUCCCCGUCCUUGGCCGCUCCUCCACCCCCUCCAACUCUGCUCCUCUAGGGCCGCCGCCACCUCCCCUGGGACCCCGCCCCCUCAUCCUGCCUCCAUUUCCCGGCCACGCCCCCCAGGACCCCUGCCCCUCCGGGGACACCGGCCCCGCCCGCAGCCCACUGGUCCCGGGCCGCCGCGGACCCUGCGCACUCUCUGGUCAUCGCCUGGGAGGAAGAUGCCACCGCCGCAGCAAGGUCCCUGCGGCCACCACCUCCUCCUCCUCCUGGCCCUGCUGCUGCCCUCGCUGCCCCCGACCCGCGCCCCCGUGCCCCCAGGCCCAGCCGCCUCCCUGCUCCAGGCUCUCGGACUGCGCGAUGAGCCCCAGGGUGCCCCCAGGCUCCGGCCGGUUCCCCCGGUCAUGUGGCGCCUGUUUCGACGCCGGGACCCCCAGGAGACCAGGUCUGGUUCGCGGCGGACGUCCCCAGGGGUCACCCUGCAACCGUGCCACGUGGAGGAGCUGGGGGUCGCCGGAAACAUCGUGCGCCACAUCCCGGACCGCG
This is a messenger RNA of Pan troglodytes (chimpanzee), 1734 nucleotides long. It is a transcript of the gene CERS1, whose product is annotated as ceramide synthase 1. Gene Ontology annotation, biological process: ceramide biosynthetic process. NCBI's taxonomy places the organism in Eukaryota, Metazoa, Chordata, Mammalia, Primates, Hominidae. Gene Ontology annotation, cellular component: membrane. The transcript has 7 exons. Gene Ontology annotation, molecular function: sphingosine N-acyltransferase activity. The record is from RefSeq and is a predicted model, not a curated record. The coding region runs from base 88 to 1140 and encodes 350 amino acids.